This is a messenger RNA of Pseudoliparis swirei, 3049 nucleotides long. RefSeq names its product inner centromere protein (gene incenp). The record is from RefSeq and is a predicted model, not a curated record. The transcript has 21 exons. NCBI's taxonomy places the organism in Eukaryota, Metazoa, Chordata, Actinopteri, Perciformes, Liparidae. Gene Ontology annotation, cellular component: midbody; meiotic spindle midzone; chromosome passenger complex. Gene Ontology annotation, biological process: metaphase chromosome alignment; mitotic cytokinesis; meiotic spindle midzone assembly. Gene Ontology annotation, molecular function: protein serine/threonine kinase activator activity. The coding region runs from base 180 to 2684 and encodes 834 amino acids.
GGUCCGGGAUCUUUAGGUUGCUUAGACUUUACACAUGAGCUGUAGGGAAAAAGUAAGAAGUUUGUUAUUUUAACACAUUUAUUUCCACCUCAGUAUGCGAUUCAUUUAGCUUUUAAAGAAAGCGGAGCGACGAGCAUCGGAUUUCUUUUUCAGAGACUCAGAAAUCAAAGGCCAUCAACAUGAACUCCAUACAAUCAUCUGUACAAUCCCUCAUGCAACUGUUUGAUGGCAAAGCACAAGAAUUUACCAAUGAGAUCGAUAAUGUCCACAUGGUUUGGCUUGAGGAGAUCCAACAAGAGGCCAAUCGCAUGUUUUCAAGAGAUUUUAAUGCUGAGCCAGAAUUAAUGCCAAAAACACCAUCACAGAAAAUGAAUAGCCGCAGAAAGCGUGUAUCCUUGGGGCAUCAGGAUGAAAAUCAAGCCAGGCGAAGAUUUUCAAAGGGAAAGCGUAGUAACCUUCGUGGCUCCACUGUCAAAUCGCUGAACUUCAUUGCUGAGGAAAAUAACGUUCCUCCCGCGUCCACCUCUGAAGCCAACACAACCACACAACCUAAACGCUCCACCCGCAAACACAAACCAGCAUUGUUUGAGGCGGCGGAGGAUGUCAGCCAUUCCCGAGGAAAUGGUCAAACUGAAGGGGUGCAGAACAGGAAGCCCGAGUUGGUAGAGGAGAAAGAGAUGGACAAAAGUAACUCGGUGAACCAUGCAGAAGACGAGCCCGACGACAAAGGUAGCACCGCCCGUUGCCCACCGACGAUACCCUCGCCCGAGAUUGUUGUCAGCGUCUCUACGUCAGACCGAAUGUCUGCCGAGUUAGCGAAAAAGCUGCUGCUCGAGCCUGGCCGUACAGCUGCUAAGAUUGCGAUCGCUGGCACAGCGCAAAGCUCACGGCGGAGCUCCGUGCGAUGCUCCCUCAAGCUGCGCCAUUCGAUGGCCGGUCUGCGGCACAGUAUGACCCAGGAGUCUAUUCGCCGCGCCUCACGCCGCUCGAUGCUGAAGAGGAAGGUGGCUCGCAUGGGCAACUCCACAUGUAGCAGCAAUGUUGACGAGGACUCUAGCAUGGACUCUGCAGAGGAAGAGGGGGCUAGAAAAGCCGUGGUCGAUGCUGUCAGUGCAGACACGGAGGAUAACGAUGCAGCUAAAAAAUUGAAGGUCCAGAUUACCCAGACCUCGUGUUUGUCUCUUAAACGCAUUACUCGUUCCGUGGCUGCAAACGUCGUUGGCACUCCCAACAAGAGAACAGUUGCUGAGAAGCAGCUGACUGCCCAGUCAGGUUGCAAGCCACGCCAGAGUACCAAACGCAAAUCACCCGAUACUGUUGAGGACAGUCCGACAAAGAGCCACUCUCCUCCCAAGAAAAGUCAAAGUGCAAUGAGACCCAACAUGCGAUCUUUUCUCCACACUGUGCAGAAGAAUCAAAUGCUAAUGAUGACUCCAAAUUCCCUCGGCCGGACUGCUGUUAUCAAGUCUUUCAUUAAGCACACCACUCCUCUGAAGGUCGACCCCAAGUUGAGCAUUGGUAUAGUGACGAAAGAGCGCUACAAGCUGGAAGCACUGAAGAAGAAGCAGGAGCAGGAGGAAGAAAGAAUGAAAAAAAUGGAGGAGGAGAAGAAAAGGAAACAAGACGAACUCAAAAGGAAGAGGGAUGAGAGGCUGAGGAGAGUGUUUGAGGCCAAAGUAAAAGAAGAGCAGAGGGACAUGGAGAAGAAAAAGAAGAUUGAACAAAAGAUGGCUCAGUUUGAUGAUAAGCGUCUGGCAGAAGACAAGGCCAAAAAGAAGGUGGUGAUUAAACGUCAAGAGGAGCAGGAGCAGAAAAGGAAGUUGGAAGAAGAGGCGAAAAGGAAGAAGAUUCAGCAAGCAGAGGAAGAGAAGCGGCAGCAGGAGUUACUGGCUAAGAAGGCCGAGGAAGAGGAACAGCGAGCUCGUAGGCUGGCCGAAGCUCGCCGAGCGCUGGAACUGAAGAGAGAGCAAGAGAAGGAAAGAGAGCUGGAGAGAGAGCUGGAGAGAGAGCUGGAGAGAGAGCUGGAGAGAGAGCUGGACAGGGAGCGAGUAGCUGCUGCUGAAAGGGAGCGAGUGGAGAAAGAAAAAGCCCUCGCUCUGCAACAGGAAGUGGAGAGAGCCGCACGGGAGAAAGAGAGACGAGAAUUGGAGGAGAAGAGAAAAGCACUCGAGAAAAGACUGGAGGCGGAGCAGAGAGCAGCUGCAGAAGAGAAAGCAACCAAUGAGCGAGAAGCUGCUGCCAAAAAGGCUGCUAGUGUGAAGGUUGCUGCUUGUCUGAAUGUGACGAUGGAUAUCGAGCGCUCUGUAAUGAGCACGCCUGUCGGAAAAGGUGGUGGCCUCAAUGUGACUGUGGAUGUUAUGAAUUCGCCACAAUCGUACUCCAUCACUCCAAAUGGCGGCAACAAGCCGCCUCCCGAAAGUGGGGAGGAUUACGGGAUGGACCAGAACAGCGACGACUCUACUGAUGACGAGUGUGCCCCGAGGAAACCUAUUCCAUCUUGGGCUGAAGGUAACAAUCUGCAGCAGAAGAUUAUGAAGCAGUACUUCAACCCUCCUGAUUUAGAGUCUUUCUUAGGAGCGGUUGAAUCACCAAAACUGGAAAAUAUAUUUUACAAGAGCAAGCCUCGCUAUUUUAAACGCACCAGCUCUGCUGUGUGGAACUCUCCUCCAAUCGGAAGCAAGUAAAGUCUGGACACUGAUACAGAUACACAUAGCUGUAUAAAGUGUAAUCUUUAUUUUACAGUGUGUUUUUCAGGAUGUUUUUACAUGUUCAUGGUUUUAGCUAUCAACGUUUUAGGAAAUAUUCUUACUAGUAUGUCAAAUAUGUCAUUGGUUUGAGUGAUACAAAAGUGAAAUGGAUGCUUCAUGCUUGGACUUGAAAAUGGGUGUGUAUAAUAACCCAGUGGGAAUGUAAACGUUUGAAAGUUUUUGCCAAGUGAUCAGCAAAAACUUUCAUUUGUAUAAUUUGUGUGGCUACUAACUGUAAAUUAUAGUAGUAUUCUUAUGUUUUGGAUAUCUUCUGGUGCAUUAAAAUGGUUGAACAAAAUCUG